AUGACAUGGAAUAUUGCAUGCACACAAAGAAAGUUCUUCAUAGAAAGCGUUUUUGAGACUAAGAUAUCCAUUGUGUCAGAGGAGGAGGAGAUUCUAAUAGCCUCGUGCAACUUCACAGGCCUGUAUCUGAAAAGAAACAAAAGCAUAUUGUUCCUGGAAACAGAGAAAGUCAUUCUAGGAACCAGCACUAAAUCCAUCCAAAACAUUGAAUUUUCACUUUUUCUUCCAAAGGACAUUCCGCCAAGCUACUGUGGAAAUAACAUAGGCAUAGUAUACAACUUGAAUGUAUACGUGCAAGGGAUGCAAACUACGUUCAACAGGUCGUUUAUAUGCUCUGUUGUCUCUGGAGUUCCUGCGUGCUUUGAGAGCUCUGCAAAAAUAUUCAUUCCUGCACAGUAUGAAAGUAUUGCUGAGGAAAGAGAGAAGCCUAUAAUACUACUAGAAGACUGCCCUAGAAACAAGCAUGCCCAUGAGUUAAUAGUUGAACUCCUACGGAAGGGAUUUAAAGAGGGAUGCAUGCCAGACUUUCUUACUCAGAGAACAAAAGUUGAAGAAAGUGAAGAACUUCCAGAAAUAUGUGCAGAAGCAAGAAAGUACUGGAUAGCAGAGAAGGAAAACACACAUCACCCACUGAAGCUGUAUGCCAAGAUUAUGAAGCAGUGCUAUGAAAAGUGCGAAAGACAAGUGUUUUAUUCAAUAACCACGCAAGGAAAAGAAUAUGCAAAAGUGCUUAUUACUAUAACAGAAGAAGACCCUCCACACUGCCUGCUAAAUCUAUCAUUAGAGCUAAUAGAGCCAAUAAAGAAUGUAGGAGUAUCUUUGGUGCAGGUGGAGACAGUUGAUGACGCAGAGUCUAAGGAGAGACUUUACAACACAACAAAGUAUGUGGAGUAUGCGAAGAAGGUUUAUUUCGAGAUUCCUUUGGACAGAGCACGAUGCCCAACCAUUAUUACUCCAAGCUUUAGCACGCAAGUAGAAAUGGUAAUUGUAAUAGAUCGCUUGCAGGAAGUACGGAUAAAAAUAAAGUAG
Messenger RNA from Nematocida ausubeli, 1029 nucleotides. RefSeq lists its product as uncharacterized. NCBI's taxonomy places the organism in Eukaryota, Fungi, Microsporidia. The coding region runs from base 1 to 1029 and encodes 342 amino acids. The record is from RefSeq and is a predicted model, not a curated record. The transcript has a single exon.